GUAUAGUUGUCUUAAAUAAAAGAAAAAUGUUUGGUAAGAAGCGAAGAAAGCUUAAGACGUUGGAUUAUUAAUUAAUUAACUAACCUAAGAAUCGAUGAGAAAAUGAGAAUGGCGCAGUCCUUGAUCGUCGUGACUCUCAGCCGGCAAGUGUUUAAAAGGACCACAUUCUUCUCUCACUCUCUCCCUCCUUCUUCAUCUUCUUCUCUCAGAUCUCCUUUUUCUUUCGUUUUUUUCAACCGAAAGAUCCCUCUCGCUGCUUCUUUAUCUUCUCAAGCUACCAUGGGCGAAACUACCCUCGCCGUUGAUCCAGGCAUGGACGCCGUCCAGCGCCGUCUCAUGUUCGAAGACGAAUGCAUUUUAGUGGAUGAGAAUGACCGUGUGGUAGGUCACGACUCUAAAUAUAACUGUCACUUGAUGGAAAAGAUUGAAUCUGAAAAUUUGUUGCAUAGAGCUUUCAGUGUAUUCCUGUUCAACUCAAAGUAUGAGUUGCUUCUUCAGCAACGAUCUGCAACAAAGGUAACAUUCCCUCUUGUAUGGACAAACACCUGCUGCAGCCAUCCACUGUACCGAGAAUCUGAGCUUAUUCCAGAGAAUGCCCUUGGAGUAAGAAAUGCAGCUCAGAGGAAGCUUUUGGACGAACUUGGUAUUCCUGCUCAAGAUGUACCAGUUGACCAGUUCACCCCAUUGGGUCGCAUACUUUACAAGGCACCUUCUGAUGGCAAAUGGGGAGAGCACGAACUGGAUUAUUUGCUGUUUAUUGUCCGAGAUGUUAACGUUAAUCCAAAUCCUGAUGAAGUGGCUGAUAUCAAAUAUGUGAACCGUGAUCAGUUGAAGGAGCUGUUAAGGAAAGCAGACGCAGGCGAGGAAGGUUUGAAGCUGUCCCCCUGGUUCAGACUAGUUGUGGACAAUUUCUUAUUUAAAUGGUGGGACCACGUUGAAAGAGGGACUCUUGGCGAGGUCAUUGACAUGAAGACAAUUCACAAGUUGAAAUAAAAUCAGGGAUCUUGCUUGCAGCAUGCCACUUAGGGUUGAUAUUUUCUUAGCAAAUAAAUAAAUUGGAUCUGGCUGAGUUGAGUUUUUGAAGUGGUGUCCGGGAUGAUAUCUUUGAUCCUCUCUGUUAUUUGGUAGUAUAGCCAGAGCAUCUACGUCUGUGUGUAUCUUAUAGUUAGCAGAAUGUUUUGUUGUUUAAUUUAUGAUUUUGGGAUGGUUGCAAAUGUUCAAUAAUGAACUAUUUAAAUUGUUCUCUUGGCAUUUAAAGUUAAAGGUGUUUGGAAUAGGCUGCUAGUGUCUUGAAUCUCUUUGAAGUUAAUAAAGAUGCUAGGAAUAUGAUGGUCAUGAUUUGAAUCUUAA
Molecule: messenger RNA, 1350 nt
Organism: Cicer arietinum (chickpea)
Lineage: Eukaryota; Viridiplantae; Streptophyta; Magnoliopsida; Fabales; Fabaceae
Product: isopentenyl-diphosphate Delta-isomerase I
Biological process (GO): isopentenyl diphosphate biosynthetic process; isoprenoid biosynthetic process
Cellular component (GO): cytoplasm
Molecular function (GO): isopentenyl-diphosphate delta-isomerase activity
Source: RefSeq, a predicted model, not a curated record